GGGGGGGGGGGGGGGGGGGGGGGGGGGGGGGGGGGGGGGGGGGGGGGGGGGGGGGGGGGGGGGGGGGGGGGGGGGGGGGGGGGGGGGGGGGGGGGGGGGGGGGGGGGGGGGGGGGGGGGGGGGAAACCCGGGGGGAAAAAGGGGGGGGGGGGGGGGAAAAGGGGGGGGGGGGGAAAA
Procambarus clarkii (red swamp crayfish) is the source of this 177-nucleotide messenger RNA. NCBI's taxonomy places the organism in Eukaryota, Metazoa, Arthropoda, Malacostraca, Decapoda, Cambaridae. The record is from RefSeq and is a predicted model, not a curated record.